Molecule: messenger RNA, 1994 nt
Organism: Rhodamnia argentea
Lineage: Eukaryota; Viridiplantae; Streptophyta; Magnoliopsida; Myrtales; Myrtaceae
Product: multicopper oxidase LPR1
Exons: 4
Coding region: 140-1870 (576 amino acids)
Molecular function (GO): copper ion binding; oxidoreductase activity
Source: RefSeq, a predicted model, not a curated record
AUGAGAAGCACUCCUUCCAUUUUCACCAUCAUAAGAAGCUGAUCUCCCCCUAGAAAAACACUAAAGAUUACCAACUUUUCUCACCACUUUUUCCUCUCUCUCUCUCUCUCUCUCUCUCUCUCUCGCUGGGUGCAUCUGCAUGAUGCUGGAAACGGUCGAUCCAGGGAAGAGGACAGUGCUUGUCGUGCUGCUCAUCAUGGUGAGCAGUGCCUGGGCAGAGGACAGGCUCAUAAACCCAUCGAAGCUGGAGAUGUUCGUGGACAAGCUUCCUGACAUGCCCAAGGUCCAAGGUUUCGACGUUGUGGGCGGUGUUCCUCGGCCCAAAUCUCUGAACAUUGGCAUGUACGAGAUCCGCUGGAAAUUCCACAGGGACCUCCCCCCGACCCCGGUGUUCGCCUUCGGCACGUCCCAGACCACCGCCACUGUUCCCGGUCCCACCAUCGAGGCCCUCCACGGCGUCGGCACUUACGUGACGUGGCAAAAUUACCUCCCUUCGAAGCACAUCCUCCCGUGGGACCCGACCAUCCCGACCGCGGUGCCCCGCACCAGGAGGGGCAUCCCCACCGUGGUUCACCUCCAUGGCGGGAUCCACGAGCCCAAAAGCGACGGACACUCGCACUCGUGGUUCACCGCCGGGUUCCGAGAGUGGGGGCCCACUUGGACCAAGAAAAAAUAUCACUACAACAAUAACCAACAUCCCGGGAACAUGUGGUAUCAUGAUCAUGCCAUGGGGUUGACCCGAGUCAACCUAUUGGCCGGCUUGAUUGGGGCCUAUGUCCUCCGCCACCCCGAAGUGGAGUCCCCACUCGAGCUCCCCGCCAGCAGCGAGUUCGAUCGCCCGUUGGUUGUGUUCGAUCGGAGCUUCUGCGUGGACGGCUCCAUAUACAUGAAUUCUACCGGAAACAACCCUUCCAUCCACCCUCAGUGGCAGCCGGAGUAUUUUGGCGACGCGAUCAUAGUGAACGGCAAGGCGUGGCCUUACAUGGUGGUACGGCGUCGAAAGUACCGAUUCCGCAUCAUCAACGCUAGCAAUGCGAGGUUCUUCAAGUUCUUUUUCACAAAUGGAUUGGAAAUCGUCCACGUGGCGGCUGACUCGGCCUACCUCGAGGAGCCAGUGCCGGCCAACGAGACCCUUGUGGCCCCAUCCGAGAUCGUCGACGUGGUGGUGGACUUCUCCAAGUCGAAGUCUGACCACGCCAUCCUAGCCAACGACGCGGCAUACCCGUACCCGUCGGGUGAUCCGGUCAAUGAGGCCAACAGUAAGGUCAUGAAGUUCAUCAUCAAGAAAGACCGGGAAACCGACGGGUCGAGGAUACCCGAGAAGCUUAUCAAGUACCCGGCAGCCGACCUAUCCGAGGCUUCGCGCACCCGGUACAUCACGAUGUACGAGUACACGAGCGAUGCGGACGAGCCGACGCACCUCUACCUGAAUGGCAAGCCGUUCGACGACCCGGCCACGGAGACCCCGAGGGAGGGGUCGACGGAGGUGUGGAACGUGAUCAACCUCACGGACGACAACCACCCGCUGCACAUCCACCUGGGGCUGUUCAAGGUGGUGGAUCAGACGGAGCUGGUGGACCUGGAGGAGUUCAAGGGCUGCAUGAUGAAAUGGUACGACGCGGAGAGGUGCCACGUGGGGGAGCACGCACGUGGCCAGAAGCUAGGGGUGCGCCCUCACGAGAAGGGGUGGAAGAACGUGUACAAGAUGACUCCCGGGUACGUGACGACGAUAGUGGUCCGAUUUUCCUACAUCCACUCCAAUUCGCCGUACCCGUUCGACGCCACGGCGGAGCCCGGCUACGUCUACCAUUGCCAUAUCUUGGAUCACGAGGACAACGUAAUGAUGAGGCCUCUGAAGUUCAUCAAAUGAAGAGAAAGGCCCACCGCGUGUUGCUCACAAGAGGCCCAGAACAAGGUCAAUUCUAGGUGACGUGUAUGGAUGGAGAACAUAUGCACGGAUCAUCUCCAAGUGAAUAGGUAAAAAUAAAAAAAAA